This is a messenger RNA of Mya arenaria, 738 nucleotides long. Its product is annotated as RNA polymerase II-associated factor 1 homolog. The transcript has 5 exons. Gene Ontology annotation, cellular component: Cdc73/Paf1 complex. Lineage: Eukaryota; Metazoa; Mollusca; Bivalvia; Myida; Myidae. The record is from RefSeq and is a predicted model, not a curated record. Bases 1 to 738 code for a protein of 245 amino acids. Gene Ontology annotation, molecular function: RNA polymerase II complex binding; chromatin binding. Gene Ontology annotation, biological process: transcription elongation by RNA polymerase II.
AUGCAUCGAUCGUCUAUUUAUCACAGCGGGAAAAUACUUACAGACACCCCUCUUCGCACCGAAGAACAAGUUUGUUUCAGACAUAAUGAACAGGGUAGUCAAGCAGAAGCUACAAGGUAUGACUACACACUGGCUCGUGAGUACAACUGGAAUGUGAAGAACAAGCUGACGCGAGGCUACGAGGAGACCUACUUCAUGGUGUUCAGGGAAGAUGGGUGUUACUACAAUGAGCUGGAAACCAGAGUGCGGUUGAGCAAGCGUCGUAAGACAGCAGGAGCACAGGUUGCCCGAUCUCGAUUGGUAGUCAAACACAGGGAUCUGAACGACAGAGAACUGCAAGCCCAGGAUGUGAGGUUGAUGAUGUUGGAGCCACCGCAGGAUGAAGAGGAGGAGGAGGAGGAAGAGGAGGAAUUCAUACAGACCACAAACAAUGAUGACGAGUUCCCAAGUCCUAAAGGCAGUGGUCGUAGAUCAAGGUCAAGGAGCAGAUCCAGUUCAAGGUCUCGUUCUGGAUCACGCAGUGGAAGUGGAUCAAGAUCUAGAAGCCGUAGUCGAAGCAAUAGCAGAUCAAGAAGUCGCAGUCGAAGCAAAUCUGGAAGUCGCAGUAGAAGUAGAUCAAGAUCUGGGUCAAGGUCACUGUCCAGAAUAGAAGUAGGUAACGUAGUGGCAGCAGGAGUGUUAGUCGUACCCCAAGCAGAUCUAGAUCAAGGUCAGGCAGUCGCAGCAAAAGUAGGUUAA